Molecule: messenger RNA, 1083 nt
Organism: Botrytis fragariae
Lineage: Eukaryota; Fungi; Ascomycota; Leotiomycetes; Helotiales; Sclerotiniaceae
Exons: 1
Coding region: 1-1083 (360 amino acids)
Source: RefSeq, a predicted model, not a curated record
AUGUUGUCUACUCUUGCUCUUUCCCUCCUCUCAGCAGUGCCAAUGGCUGCAGCUCUUGCACCAGGCCUCACCCUUGAGUACUCGCUCGAGUUACCUACCCAAGGUAUCUUCAUCUCCGCCGAUGGACGCAAGUUCCUUUCCCAGCGUUACUCUACUACUCUGCCACCAAUUACCGUAGAGCUCCUCGCCGAUAACACAACUGUCAUGUAUCCCGACGUCUAUUGGAACUCUUACAACGCAAGCGACCCCAGCUCUGAUCCUAGUCUCCAGUUUGUCAGCAUCGACGGUGCCAGAAUCGGACCCGAUGGUCGUUACUGGUUGGUCGAUGGUGGUUCAAGCGGUGUCAACGGAUCCACCAAGUUGGUUGGAUGCAACCUUACCACCGAUACCGUAGACAAGAUCUACUACCUCGACAGCAUCAUCGCUUCCAACAGCGGUAUUGAUGAUGUUCGUUUCAGUGCCAGUGGUGAGGUCGCUUAUCUCAGUGACACUGCCGGUGCUCUCGUCGUUUUGAACAUGACCACUGGAGACGGAGUCCGUGUUCUCGUUGACGACCCAUCCGCCGUUGCCUUCUUCCCUAUGAUGUACAACCAUACACUUGUUCCAGGUUACGGUGCCGCGGGUAGCACACUCGCUGUUGGCCUCGACCAAAUUGAGGUCUCCCCUGACGGAGUCUACCUCUACUACCAACCAUGUAACGGAGGACUUUACCGUAUCGAGACUGCUUACGUCGAUGCCGCAUUGACCAACGCCACCAUGGCUGCCAGCCUUGGUGAUCUCACUGAGCCCUUCGCCUUGACCCCAAGUACCGGUGGAUCCACCAUUGAUGGUGAUGGAAACGUCUAUGUUAGCGACACCAACUUGCUCGCUAUCUGGAAGGUCACCCCUGAUGGGUACGCAUCCAUUCUUGUUCAAGAUGAUGCUUUGAUCUGGACUGAUCUCAUGUGGGUCACUUCUGACAAGAAGUUGCUGCUUCCAGCAUCCCAAAUGAGACCUGGUGGAAACGGAUUGAUGGCUGAGGGACCAAACAACAUCUUCUCCUACCCAAUUGACGCUGGUCCAUCCCCAAUUGACCACGCUUAA